GUAAAACCAACGCUUCAUCUGCCGUUUCUUGCACUUAGGUAUAGAAGAGGGACGAUACAGAGGAGAGCCUUCUAAGUCAGACCUGAAGAGAGAGAUAAGGGCGAGAGAGAGAGAGAGAGAGAGAGAGAGAGAGGGAAACAGUAGAUUGAGGAAAUGUCUGCAACAGGCGGCGGCGGCGGCGGCGGUCUGGAGGAGGAUAAGAAGCCGGUGGAUCAGUCUGCUCACAUUAACCUAAAAGUCAAGGGCCAGGAUGGCAAUGAGGUGUUCUUUAGGAUUAAGAGAAGCACCCAGUUACGCAAAUUAAUGACUGCAUAUUGUGAUCGUCAAUCAGUUGAUUUCAACUCCAUUGCCUUCCUCUUUGAUGGGCGCAGGCUCCGUGGUGAGCAGACUCCAGAUGAGCUUGAGAUGGAAGACGGAGAUGAAAUUGAUGCAAUGCUCCAUCAGACUGGAGGUUGGUCUGGAUAUUAUUGAAGCGCAACAGCAAUAUGUGGGUUAUACUUAUGGAAAGGCGUACAGCAGAGUUUUCUUAUUUUGCUACAUCUAUGGAUAUAUGUAAAUGAAAUGGAUGUGAUGCAAUUUGCAAGUUUGGAACUCAAUUAUCAAUCAGUUCAUGGAUUUUAAUGCUGGGUUUUGUAUGAUUACAAUAUGGCCCUGAGGCAUUUAAUUUUAAACAUGGAUGUUGUCUUGAUGCA
Messenger RNA from Carica papaya (papaya), 692 nucleotides. Its product is annotated as small ubiquitin-related modifier 1-like. Lineage: Eukaryota; Viridiplantae; Streptophyta; Magnoliopsida; Brassicales; Caricaceae. Gene Ontology annotation, molecular function: protein binding. The record is from RefSeq and is a predicted model, not a curated record.